Thalassophryne amazonica is the source of this 4088-nucleotide messenger RNA. It is a transcript of the gene dclre1a, whose product is annotated as DNA cross-link repair 1A (PSO2 homolog, S. cerevisiae). Gene Ontology annotation, molecular function: damaged DNA binding; 5'-3' DNA exonuclease activity. Gene Ontology annotation, biological process: interstrand cross-link repair; protection from non-homologous end joining at telomere; double-strand break repair via nonhomologous end joining. The record is from RefSeq and is a predicted model, not a curated record. Lineage: Eukaryota; Metazoa; Chordata; Actinopteri; Batrachoidiformes; Batrachoididae. The transcript has 9 exons. Bases 693 to 3395 code for a protein of 900 amino acids.
UUUGUCUUGUUGCGUUGUAGCCUCAUCCAGAGCCAAAUCCAGCUCAUUUUGGAGUGUAAAUAAUGCGGAAAGCGACGCCAUGCUUCCAAAUAAAACCACUCAGAGAGGUAAACUUGACAAUAAUCCAAAACACUACUUUCAACAACACUCAGAAAAUAAUAUAACAAUAUUCACACAGUUGAUAUCUCUGUUUUGUUUUUUUUUCUACUACUACAUUGUUUUCUUCUUCUACUUCUUCCUGCCAUUUGAUAACGUUUGGUAACCCGUUGGUACAUUACCGCCACCAACUGGACAGGAGUAUGGUACCAGCAGAUAACACAACAAACAAAACCGAUUGGGGAUUAUUUUAAAAGAGCGCCUAGCAGUCAGAUAUCCUUUUAUCCCGUGCAUCGUUUGUUUAAUUAGUUGUAUUUUUCCACGGUGUUUAGUGUGAACGCAUGCCACAAAGAACGUGUCGAAAGUACGGAAGUGUUUCACGAGUUGUCUUUAAGACAUUCUCUGUCUCAGCGCGGCAAGAGUGCGAAAGUGCUACACUUAUUUUUCUAAGUUCUUAUCAGAAUAUUUGUUAUUUUUGAUAGUAAAUAUGCAUUUGCCGAUUCUGGGAUGUUAUCAAACGCGUUCCGCGUUUGUAUCGUAACCACAGGAACUGUGAGGAGGCCACUGGGACGAAGGAAACACUUGAAUUUUGCUAAAUGCGGCAGGAGGAGAAGGACGAGGACGGCGAAAAUGACAUUUGGGAGUAUAAACCUCUGGAGAAGACCAAGAAGAGACGACAGUCACCGAAUGGCGCUGGAAAUGUGCAGAAAAGAAGAUGUGCCGUGAGAAAAACACGCCAAACAAAGAGUGACACGCCAAACAAAACUGACAGUCAUGUGAACUCCUGCACAGGUCAAAGUUUAACAGAGAACAGCAGCAGCAGCAGCUCAGAGAGACAACUGUCAAAGUCUGCUGAUGACAAACCAACCAAAGAGGACCAAACAGCUGAGGGACUGUCCUCUGGAGACGAGUUCUGUCCCGUCUGUCAGAUGCCAUUUUCCAUUUUGCUGAUGCAGUGUCCAAGGUGGCAUGUUGCUGAAUGUCUUGACACCCCCAGAGAUAAAUGCAAAGAAUGUCCAGAUGGUCUCAAAUGCUCCUCCACCAUUCCAGGCCAUUAUAAGAAGUACAGCCACACACUGUUGGCCCACAGUCGCGCCGGCAGUGACCACCUGAGUCUGUCACAGCAGGCAGGACCCAGCGGGAUUAACAGCCUCAGUCAUGUCUCAGGACAGAACACUGAGCUCGACAGCUCAACUUUAGAGACAUCACAGGAGAGUGCUGCCAGUUUCUCUGAUCUGUCCAGUGGUAGCAGCAUCCAGGCUGAUACGCCUCCCUCUAAAUGUACCAAUAGCCUUCUGUUACUGCGCUCACCGUGUCCAGAGGAUUUGAAGAAAAAGAAAGGCUGGCUGCCUUCUAAAGGCCAAAGAUCCAUCCGUGCUUCUCAAGACAAUACAGCAGAACUAUCAUCAGCUACUGUGAAGGUAGAUAACAGACUACAAGCUUGUGAAAGUUUAGUCAGACGUGAAGUUUCUUCUGAUAGCAAUGAUGGAAGGUAUUCACCACUCUCUGAGUUCCCUGCACAGAUUGAUGUCAAUAGUUGUGGCACUAAAAGAACCCUUUUUUCUAAUGAUGCAUCUGAAAAUGAAGGUGAAGCCUCUAUGGUGUUGUUCAGUGAUGGCUUCUCAAGUGAAGAUGAGCUCUACGCCAAGUUUACUGAUGAUCCUGAGGCUGAUGAUGUGCCUGCACCCACCCAGCUGGAACUUGUUACCUCAUUAGCACCCACUAAUCAGCUGGCAGCAGUUGCUGGGAACAUGUCUGAAUCCACAGGUGAAGAAGAAGAGGAAGCAAAUGCUGAGUCUACAGUCGGUACAAACUUUCAGUUUCCUCAGAGUGUUGUUUUAGACCGUCUACGAGAAAUGAUUCGUAACUCAGAAAACUCACAUUUCGGAAACGUCAACGACAGCACGGUUUCUCAACAAGUGCCUUCUCAAGCUUCAAGUGUUCCAACAUCUCAAACUAUGGCCCCUCGUAAAAGACAGGGCAAGUCGGGUCAAACAUCCUCCCUCAAGCAAAUGGACAUUGGUGUGUUUUUUGGGGUAAAACUCCUCAAGGAGAAGCAGGCUGAAAGUGGACCACAGGAAGUCAAUGCUCCUUCAAGUUCAACAUUAGGUGAGAGCUCAGGCCAGAGACAAGGGAGACAAAGGAGAAACUGGCAAAGGGGAAGUAAGACUGAUACAACCGCAGAGACGUCAGAGGGAGCAGUGGGUGUUCGGGGAGGAACAUGGAGAAGAAGGUGGAACCGAGGGAGAACAGAUGGACAAACUCCACGUUGUCCAUUCUACAAGAAGAUUCCAGGAACAAAGUUUGUGAUAGACGCCUUUUGCUACGGCGAGAUUGAAGGUAUCACUGCCUACUUCCUAACGCACUUCCACUCAGACCACUAUGAUGGAUUGAAUAAGAACUCCACACUUCCAAUCUACUGUAACAAGAUCACAGGAAACUUGGUGAAGAGCAAACUGAAGGUGGCCGAGCAGUAUGUCCACAUCCUCCCCAUGAACACCCAGGUCACCGUGGAGGGAGUUAAGGUUACCCUCUUGGAUGCAAACCAUUGUCCUGGAGCUGCUAUGCUGCUGUUGGUCUUGUCUGAUGGACAGACGGUGCUUCACACUGGGGAUUUCAGAGCAGAUCCCUCGAUGGAGACUUACCCCGAGUUACUCAGCUGCAGGGUGCAGACGCUUUACCUGGACACAACAUAUUGCAGCCCUGAGUACACAUUCCCCAAACAGCAGGAGGUCAUCAACUUUGCAGCCAAUACUGCAUUUGAGUUGGUGACACUCAACCCACGAACGCUUGUGGUGUGUGGAUCCUACUCUGUGGGAAAGGAGAAGGUCUUUUUAGCUCUUGCAGAUGUGCUGGGUUCUAAAGUAAGUCUUUCAAGAGACAAAUACAGCACCAUGUGCUGUCUGGAGUUGGAACAGGUGAGACAACGUAUGACCACUGACUGGAAGGCAGCUCAAGUCCAUGUGCUGCCCAUGAUGCAGAUCUCCUUCAAAAAACUGCAGGAUCACCUGGCGCGUUUUUCAGCUCAGUAUGACGAGCUGGUGGCGUUCAAACCUACAGGCUGGACUUUCAGCCAGCAGGUGGAGUCAGUGGAAGACAUUCGGCCUCAGAUCAGCGGCAACAUCUCCAUCUAUGGAAUCCCAUACAGUGAGCACAGCAGCUUUCUGGAAAUGAAGCAUUUUGUCCAGUGGCUGCAGCCCCUGAAGAUCAUCCCUACGGUCAACGGCAGCUGGGAGAACAGGAAGGCGAUGGCACAAUACUUCAGUGAGUGGCUCGCCGAAAUCCGAGCUAUGCGCUAACUUGUGUGACAUCCGGAAAGUGCAGUUGCUGCUGAUUGGUCAUGAAGUCAAAAAGUAACCGCCGUUAAGUGCUUCAACAGUGAGGAACUAAAUGAUUUUAAUGUUGCAGGUUGUUUGUUUUUAAGCAGAUCAGAUUGAACUUGUAAGCUUAUUACAGUUUAGAGGAAAUGUUCCAAUCGGUGCUGCAUUUCAACAGCCUGCACUGUGGAAAAAGGUUCAAGUUGUAGUCCGAGACUUUUUUUUUUUUUUGUAAGCCAAAGGACUUUCUUCUGCACCAUUAUUACUUCAUUUCUUAGUACACAAAUUAGGGGCUUAUGAUCAAAAUCUGCCUUGUCUGGAAACAACUUACAAUUUUUGAUCCUAUGUCUGUUAAAAUGCUGCAGUAAGAUGCCAUGAGACACACUAGGAUCCCCCAAAAUGCUGAAAAUUAUCUCCAAUUUUGCAGUUUUUAUGAAGACACGAAGACCUGCACUUUCAUGUAUGGAAUAUAAACACUGUGCUUUUAUCUGUCUCAGGCUUUAAGAUUAACCAAGGUUGCAUGGAUUAGAAAUAAGAUGAAACUCUGUGUCAAGUAUCGUAUGUUGGAACUGAUUCAGUUGAAUGCAUUUCCAUAGGUAUCACGGGCAUUUUUAUCCCUUUUAAUGUAUAUAAUUGCUGCCUUGCAAAUAACUCUUAAAUUCAGUCCUUUAAUAU